GCCGAAAGAGCCAACGACAAGCUGGAUAAACACUGUUGCUGUUCCAACUGCUGCAACGGUUCCUUUCAGAAUAAAAGCUGAACUAUCACGACCCCAUUUUGGGUCUUGUUUGAUGCCGAUAAACUGUCAUGACCCGGAAGUAUCUCAAGACUCGUGGUCGGCUGCCGCGGCUGUUUCUACAGGCUUCGGCUCCACAAAGGUCAAGCUGGACCUCUACACCUCCUGAUCUAGACGGGGACUUCCGCUAAAGGUACGUAGACUGACAGAAUGGCAUCGAAUGUGUUUAUGAAUCUCCUAACCAACGCUUAGCGCGAAGACAUCACCUUCAUUUCCCACCAGAACUAAUCGUUCCUUCAGAUUUGCUGGUUCUGAGCAACGUUCCACACUACACCAUUCUCCGUCUCAUUCACCUUAGUUACACCAUACAUUUAGUGUUAAAGUUAGUCUAGUUUAAUUUGUUUAGUAAUAAAUCUUUAAACUUUCAAAACUUGACUCUCUCUUCUGUUGUUUCUGAGUUAAUACGGAGCUGUAAUCUAAUCUCUGCAAUUAAAAGUUCCAAUCUUCUGGUAAAAACAGUACCCACAGAUCCAUAAGGUUGAUUUCAUAUUUACUAUGGAAUCUUAUGUCUUAUGGCUCAUUAAAUAAAAUGUAAAUUAAACCAUUACAGUAAGCAUGUGAUUGGUCUGUAGUUCUUAGGGUUUUUUGUGUCAUUGGUCUUGGGUAGCAGAUACUGUAUGUUAGACCCUGUGUUAGCCAGGUUGGGCUCUUUAUUGGUGUUUUAAUGAUUUCUGUGUAUUCUCUUGCAAGAUCUUCAUGUAUGAUUAUUAUUAUUUAUUAUUAUUAUUAUCUACUAAAUACUGAGUAAAUCUAUUUUUUGUGGUGCCCACAUUUAUUCACCUGCCUAAUUUUGGUUAUACAAUUAUUGCACACUUUCUGUAAAUCCUAUAAACUUUGUUUCACUUCUCAACUAUAAGUGUGUGUGUCUCCUAUAUGAUAUAUUUAACACAGGCUGAUGUAGUGUGAAUAUGAUCAGCCACCACCAGCGGAUCAAGGAACUCAUACUCUUUACUAGCUGGGGUAUGUAUGUCGCUUAAUGUGCUGACGUAAGUUAAAGACCCACCCUGGCAACUUGAUCCUGCGCAGACUCAGAAACAGGAAACAGGAAGUCACCGUCUUUGUCACCGCUUUGGACAAAACUUAGUCUUCAAACCUCUGGUGGAUACAGCCGAGUGGAUUUACAAUUUUGAGGUUGCUCACUUUCUGCUAGAGUUCAGCAAAAGAUGGCUCAGCACUUCAAUGAUCAACAGAAAGCAAAGUUUGUCGACGACAUGAGAGCAACUUUAAUACAAAGAAACACCGUGGUGAUGCCGAUUCUUGAUGAGCUUGGAAACAUGGUCCACCGAGAAACUUACUCAAGCAUUAAAGCUGAAAAAACUCACCAGGGUCAAAUGAGAAAGCUGUAUGAGACAAGUUUAUCUUCCACGGCGGUCAAAGCUGCUUUCUUUGAUUCCCUUAAAAAAAAUAAUCCGUAUUUAAUAGAAGACCUUGGUGGCUGAUUUUGCUGCAAUUGGAGCUCCUCACAUUUUUAUAUUUCAUAAUCUCUUCACGUUUUAUCAAUUUGAUGAAAUUUUUGAUCCUUUUUAUCCCAUUUGUGCACAUAAAAUCCAAACAUGCUGUUGAUUACUCAGAUAUAUGUUGCAUGACAUUAAAAUAAAAAUUUAACCAGUCAAAUUGAUUUUGUUUUUAUUUUGCAUCUGAAACUCAGGUAAUUAAAAUUAAUAUUUGCACCCCAGAGCAGCUGUAGCUACAUCAUAGCUCAUCCUCACCAGAGUGUGGAUGUGUGUGUGAAUGGGUGGAUGACUGAUUGUGUUUUGAGGCACCUUGGGGGGUUGUAGAACUCUAAGAAGACGCUAUACAAAUACAGGCCAUCCAAUGGUAAAUGGCCUGUAUUUGUAUAGCGUCUUCUUAAAGUUCUACAACCCCCCAAGGCGCUUAAAUAAAUCUUGUUUUUUAAAUUUUUGGUUUCACCAGAAGUGACACUAAUUGUUUAUCUUGUUAUUUAUCCACCUAAAGGGGGAGCCGUGGAUCCAGAGAGACACAGAGACAGAAUAAGAGGAUUUUCUGGUUCAAUCCCAUAAACAUAAACAGUCACCUGCACAAACUAAACCACUCUCCUGUACUAUCAAAUAUAUUAAUCAUUUAUUGCAACACUGGAAAAAACACAACUUGUCCAAUUGGUUCCUUGUGUUUCUCUUUCAUGUUGCUAAAACUGAUAAUAUAUUGUGAUUUUUAGCACUUUUUUUUCAUAGUUAAUAAAUAUAAUCAAGCCUCCUUUGAGUUGCGGAUUAGUUCCAGAUGCCUCUUGUAAGAGUUUGUAAGCCAUCUAUGCUGUGUGACAUCGUCCCAAGGUUUGACCUUUGUUCCAUUCACAGCUCCGUGUCCUUGACACGCACACACUGACACUAACGUAAUCCUUCGAGGUAAAAGUGUUUAAGUGUCAUGUUGUGCCAUCCCUUCUUCCGCAGCCCUACUUCCUCACUCCACCCUACACACCCAUGUCACUCCACCCCUUCCUGCUUUAAUGCUCCCAAUCCUCUUUGUGAGAUGGGAGAGUGACGUCUGCCACUGUCAGAAACAGAGUUAAGCCGAGCAGCCUGCAGGAGAACAGAGUGGAGAGAAGCACCUAUGGGAUGUGAGAAUGUCGGGCAGGAAACAAAUAUCUGACAACUAAACUAGACCUCGCCAAAAUCUUUAUUUCUUUUUUAUUUCAAGCUGAAGAAAAGGCAAAUCUGACAUUCAAUCCUUUCCUUGACUUUAAGGAUUAGAGUUUCAAACAGGAACAGGAUUUUCUCUUGAGGCGAAUAUUUUUAAAGCAACUUUUUAUUGCUGCAGAAUCUCGCUUUUUAAACAGGUGGUUCCUACCUUCAAGAUUUUCCCUGCAAACCUAAGGUUGCCAUGUUUUGUUCCUGACUAUUUACUUUCAAGCAUUUAAGAGACGUGAGGCUGAACUCCAAGCCUGAGCGUGUAAGUGAACAGCAAAGUGAGUGUGUCUCUCAGGACCUGCUGAUCCCUGUGUUUACGUGGAGUGGAAGGUGUGAUCCUGCUUGUUGAUAUGCAGUGAGAUAAAAGUGCUUGAUUGCUAGACAGAAAGGAGCCGGUGGAGGUCAGAAUCCUGGAUUCCCCAGAGAUGGAAGGACAGGUUUAUGACCGAUUUGCAGACGGUGACAGGGACAGCUACCAGAUUGACUACAGGAGGAUCGUGGGAGACAUGGAACCAGCACGGCCUUGCGUCCAAAACAGAGACGGGGAGCAGCCACUUCCCUUUCUGGGUCAUGCCCACCCAUCAUCACACGGACAUGGGCAUGAGACGGCAGCCCAGCGUUACAGCGCCACGAGAAUCCAAGCUGGAUACGAACCAGAGAACAUGGCUGACUACUUGAUCAGUGGGGGCACAGGUUAUGUUCCUGAAGAUGGACUCACAGCACAGCAGCUGUUUGCUAUCGGCGACGGACUGACGUACAAUGACUUCCUUAUUCUCCCUGGUUUCAUAGAUUUCACUUCUGAAGAAGUUGAUCUGACCUCUGCUCUGACAAGAAAAAUCACCCUGAAAACCCCUCUCAUUUCAUCUCCCAUGGACACAGUCACAGAGUCAUCCAUGGCGAUCGCCAUGGCAUUGAUGGGUGGGAUUGGAAUAAUCCAUCACAACUGCCCUGCUGAGUUUCAGGCCAAUGAAGUGCGAAAAGUCAAGAAAUUUGAGCAGGGCUUCAUCACAGACCCCGUGGUAAUGAGUCCUCAUCACACAGUCAGGGACGUGUUUGAAGCCAAGAGACGCCAUGGUUUCUCCGGAAUCCCAGUGACCGAGACCGGGAAGAUGGGCAGCAAACUGGUCGGCAUCGUGACCUCCAGGGAUAUCGAUUUUUUGUCUGAAAAGGACUAUGAUAGACCUCUAGAAGAGACCAUGACCAGAAGAGACGACUUGGUGGUUGCACCAGCUGGAGUCACACUAAAGGAGGCUAAUGAUAUACUGCAGCGAAGCAAAAAAGGUAAGCUCCCCAUUGUUAAUGAUGAUGAUGAGCUCGUUGCCAUCAUUGCUAGAACUGACUUGAAGAAGAACAGGGAUUAUCCUCUGGCCUCCAAGGAUUCUCGCAAACAGCUGCUGUGUGGAGCUGCCAUCGGAACCAGGGAGGAUGACAAGUACAGACUGGACCUCCUCAUCCAGGCUGGGGUGGACGUAGUGGUCCUGGACUCUUCCCAAGGAAACUCUGUGUAUCAAAUCAACAUGAUAAACUGUAUUAAACAGAAGUAUCCUGAUCUACAAGUGAUUGGAGGUAACGUGGUGACAGCUGCUCAGGCUAAAAACCUCAUAGAUGCUGGUGUGGAUGCACUAAGGGUUGGCAUGGGCAGUGGCUCCAUCUGCAUCACUCAGGAAGUGAUGGCAUGCGGACGGCCCCAAGGUACAUCCGUUUACAAAGUUGCCGAGUAUGCCAGACGUUUUGGAGUCCCAGUUAUCGCUGACGGAGGCGUUCAGACAGUCGGGCACGUGGUCAAAGCUCUUGCUCUUGGGGCAUCUACAGUGAUGAUGGGUUCUUUGCUAGCUGCAACUACCGAGGCGCCAGGAGAAUAUUUCUUUUCAGAUGGGGUGCGUCUCAAAAAGUACAGAGGAAUGGGGUCUCUGGAUGCCAUGGAGAAGAACAACAGUCAAAAACGAUAUUUUAGCGAGGGAGAUAAAGUAAAAGUGGCUCAAGGAGUCUCAGGAUCAGUACAAGAUAAAGGCUCCAUCCAAAAGUUUGUUCCUUACCUGAUCGCUGGGAUACAACAUGGCUGCCAGGACAUAGGAGCCAGGAGUUUGUCCAUCUUGAGGUCAAUGAUGUACUCAGGGGAGUUGAAGUUUGAGAAGAGAACCAUGUCUGCACAAAUGGAAGGGGGAAUUCAUGGUCUCCAUUCAUAUUCAUUUGUGCCAUUUACAAGAAGUGGCUUUACUGAAGCAGGAGGAAGAGGAAACACACGAUCUGGACCUAACGUCCCAUCUCCAGCUGCUAUGAGCAGAUGCAAUGGACGCAUGUGACCAAACUGCUAAGCACAACGCUGCUACCGGGUGGCA
Nothobranchius furzeri (turquoise killifish) is the source of this 5101-nucleotide messenger RNA. RefSeq names its product IMP (inosine 5'-monophosphate) dehydrogenase 1a (gene impdh1a). Gene Ontology annotation, biological process: GTP biosynthetic process. NCBI's taxonomy places the organism in Eukaryota, Metazoa, Chordata, Actinopteri, Cyprinodontiformes, Nothobranchiidae. The record is from RefSeq and is a predicted model, not a curated record. Gene Ontology annotation, molecular function: IMP dehydrogenase activity. Gene Ontology annotation, cellular component: cytoplasm.